GAGGAGCUGACCGUCUGCACUCCGCCCAACUUGGAGUCAGACGCUCAAAGUAACGUUGUUAGUCGUACUCUAGCGGCUUCUGCCACAGAACCUGACAAAGUAAUAAACAUUAAAACUGAUAGUGCCCCGUUUGGAGAGUAUGUCUUGCCAUGCAGGGAGUGUAAGUGAUGAGGAACUCCUGCAAGGUCUCCUGACUGACCAACACUGCCAUGUGUGUGAAGCUGUGCUGCUCUUUGAGCCUCAGCGACUCUCCCACUAUAAGGGAAAGAAGCAUGCCCAGAAGUUAAAGCUAUACCUGCAGACCAAGAAAGCCGGCAUGGCAAACACAGAGUCUACUGGACAACAGCUGAACAUGCCAACUGACAAAGAGCGUUUCUGUGAGCUGUGUAACAUGGUGUUUUCUUCUCCUGUGGUGGCAAAGUCACAUUACCAAGGCAAGGUCCACACCAAGAAUGUUCGCAAACAUUGUCUUCAGAAGUCAGACAAGAACGCCGAGGUCAGCACGUUGCCUAGACCUCACAUGGAUUCUGCAAACAAUAUCCACAUGUCAGGAUCGGGGGACGGCACAGACCCGACUACUGCCAGUCCAGACCCAAACAAGUACUGUGUCUUGUGUGCGGCCACCUUCAAGAAUCACCAAAUGGCCUUGCAACACUACAAUGGACGCAAGCACCAGAGGAAGAAGGCCAGACAUGAGCUGCUGGAAGAGCUUGGAGAUGAAGAAGCCAACACUCUGACGUGCACCACGUGCAGUGUGCAGUUUAACUCCGUGGAAAUGUACCAAGCCCACAUGCAUGGAGACAAGCACCACAUGAGGAUGAAGAAGGUCUUUAACCUUCACAAAUCCCAACAGAAAUCCUACAGCACGUUUGCAGAUGAACUUUCACAUUACAUUGAGAUCCAGAAAGCUCGUGGACUCGCACCCAAGAUUGGCCAAAUCCUUCCCAGGGCGGAACCACAAAUGGAAGGCGAUCAACAUCACAACGUGGAAGAUUUACAUACGGAGCACAUGAGACCACAAAACCAGCCUACAUCCAGCUGUUACUCUCCUUAUCCAGCCCAGCCUCGCUAUCCAGGCCGUCCUUGGCCAUCCCGGCUUUGGGACCGCAGUAGUCCUCCAUCUUUCCCGCCCUCAAAGGCUUCACUGGAAUUCGCCGCUGCGCCUCUAAGGCGAUACAGAAAGUGCUCAGGCUCGUCAUAUACGAGCUCCUCUUCAUAUUCCUCUUCCUCCAGCAGCGCAGCCAGUGACAACGAGCAGAGCGAACACAGGCAGAGAGAGAGGAGGAGGGCCAGAAGGUCCGAGAGGGACAGAGGAAGGCGAUCGAGAGAAGCAAACGCCAACAAGUCGAGGCGGAAGCAACGAAAGAGAGCGCGAGACGACGCCUCGGAGGAGAGGAGAAGAGAGGAUUGUGGAGAAUCGGGCGAAGAGAGGAGAAGAAAGCGCAGAAAACGAGGCCAGGGAAAGAGGCCGCUGGAGGAAGAUCAAGUAGAUCCAGUAGAAAGUAGAAACAAGACUGAAGACGAUGUGGAACAGUUGACUGACAGACUGGAGGAGGAUGUCAAGGGCAAAUCCAGAAAAGAGAAGAAAAAGACGAAAGAUAACAGAACAGAGGAGGAGAAGCUGUGGGAUGAUUCCAUUCUUGGCUGUUAAACGCAGGAAGUCAUUCACUGUGCUAGCUGGCUAGCCGAGUCGUGAGCUCUUUCUAUGCUUCAUUUACUCAGCAAUUUACUCCCACUUUCACUUAUCACUCACACUGUUUCAUUGAGACGAUUGAAAUGUAUCCAAAAAAAAGUGUGCUUGUAACACCUUUAGCAGCCUGCGGUGGGCGCUGUUGAUCCUUCUGAGUGACUGUGCAAUAGAUUGUCAAAAAUAUGCUGGCUUUCAAAGGCAAACAUGCUCUUUAGGAACUAAUAUCAACUAUAUUAUGAAGUAGUCAGCAUAAUUGUCAAUGAUAACGCAACUGCACUUUACUAAGAUAAAAUAUAUGCAUGGACGUGUGUGUGUGUGUGUGUGUGUGUGUGUGUGUGUGUGUGUGUGUGUGUGUGUGUGUGUGUGUGUGUGUGUGUGUGUGUGUGUGUGUGUGUGUGUGUGUGUGUGUGUGUGUGUGUGUGUGUGUGUGUGUGUGUGUUGGGAUUUACCUUUAAGCCAUAAAUCUGAAAUCAGAAGUUAUUAAACUCAAUUUAUUUUACUUUUUCUGUCUCUUAUGUCUCUGCGGGAUGCAUUUCUGCAUCUUUUUAAGGAGUUGUUUGCAACUUGCUCAAAGUAAAAAAAAAUCUUAAGCCAAAAAAUACCUGAUUUUAUCAGAAUCAUCUUUAUUGGCCAAGUACCUAUUUUACAAUUAGAGCUUUAACGGUACAUGUGGAUUUUUUAUACAGUUUUAAAUGAUUUGGAAUAAAAUUAUAAGAGCAACUAACAAUUGUCAAUGCUAUUGUUACGAUAGAUCAGAGGUCACCAACGCGGUGCCCGCGGGCACCAGGUAGCCCGUAAGGACCAGAUGAGUAGCCCGCUGGCCUGUUCUAAAAAUAGCUCAAAGAGCAGCACUUACCAGUGAGCUGCCUCUAUUUUUUAAAUUGUAAUUAUUUACUAGCAAGCUGGUCUCGCUUUGCUCGACAUAUUUAAUUCUAAGAGAGACAAAACUCAAAUAGAAUUUGAAAAUCCAAGAAAAUAUUUUAAAGACUUGGUCUUCACUUGUUUAAAUAAAUUCAUUAAUUUUUUUACUUUGCUUCUUAUAACUUUCAGAAAGACAAUUUUAGAGAAAAAAUACAACCUUAAAAAUGAUUUUAGGAUUUUUAAACGCAUAUACCUUUUUACCUUUUAAAUUCCUUCCUCUUCUUUCCUGACAAUUUAAAUCAA
Messenger RNA from Entelurus aequoreus (snake pipefish), 2854 nucleotides. It is a transcript of the gene zmat1, whose product is annotated as zinc finger matrin-type 1. Gene Ontology annotation, molecular function: zinc ion binding; nucleic acid binding. NCBI's taxonomy places the organism in Eukaryota, Metazoa, Chordata, Actinopteri, Syngnathiformes, Syngnathidae. The coding region runs from base 140 to 1651 and encodes 503 amino acids. The record is from RefSeq and is a predicted model, not a curated record. The transcript has 7 exons.